AUGACACAUAUAAUCCCGGUAUUGGCCAAAGUCAUGGAAAGUGUCAUGAAAAUUCAGCUAUUGAAAUACUUUGAAGAAAACAACCUGUUCAUGGUGGGGCAGCAUGGUUUUAGGAGAUGCCACUCCACUACUACGGCAAUAUUAUCACUAGUUGAACAAAUAACCAAGGCAUUUGAGGAGGGUGAAUCAAUGGCGCUUACACUCUGUGAUCUCAGCAGGGUGUUCGACUGCGUAUCACACCAACUACUGCUCCAGAAGUUGUCUCACUAUGGAAUAGGUUUCUACGGUCCACAAGACAUUAGCAUCGUAUCUGCUAAACAGGAAACAGGCCGUCUUUCUGGAUGGUGCGCAGUCGGGGAUCUUGCUGGUCAAGCACGGAGUGCCUCAGGUUUCUGUUCUGGGGCCCUUACUCUUCCUCAUACUGGUCAAUGA
Molecule: messenger RNA, 432 nt
Organism: Homalodisca vitripennis (glassy-winged sharpshooter)
Lineage: Eukaryota; Metazoa; Arthropoda; Insecta; Hemiptera; Cicadellidae
Exons: 1
Coding region: 1-432 (143 amino acids)
Source: RefSeq, a predicted model, not a curated record